Messenger RNA from Salvia miltiorrhiza (redroot sage), 1940 nucleotides. RefSeq names its product metal transporter Nramp3.1-like. Gene Ontology annotation, biological process: metal ion transport. Gene Ontology annotation, cellular component: membrane. NCBI's taxonomy places the organism in Eukaryota, Viridiplantae, Streptophyta, Magnoliopsida, Lamiales, Lamiaceae. The coding region runs from base 90 to 1712 and encodes 540 amino acids. The record is from RefSeq and is a predicted model, not a curated record. The transcript is spliced from 4 exons. Gene Ontology annotation, molecular function: manganese ion transmembrane transporter activity; cadmium ion transmembrane transporter activity.
CAUAAGUAUAUCGUCAAAAAGAAAAAGAAAAAAACAGCAACCUCAUCUUUCACGGUCAACGCAAAAUUGGUCGAAAAAAUAACAAACACAUGCAAAUUAAUAAUCUGAUUCUCAUAAAUCCGAUGACCUCUUCUCCCAACAGUCCCACUUCAUUCUCUCCCCGCCACCACCACAACCACCACCACCGCCAUGCCGACUCCAAUCCCCUCCUCCCCUCGUCCUCCGCGCCGCUACCGAUCCCGCCCCACGUCGCCCACGAAUCAAGCAUUCUCCUCCACAGCGUGGAGAUCGAGAGCAGCGACUCCCCCGGCGUGGCGGUGCCGCCGUUCUCGUGGAAGAAGCUCUGGAAAUUCACCGGUCCCGGGUUCCUGAUGAGCGUUGCCUUCCUCGAUCCCGGAAACCUGGAGGGCGAUCUCCAAUCCGGCGCCAUCGCCGGCUAUUCGCUGCUAUGGUUGUUGCUGUGGGCCACGCUCAUGGGCCUUCUCAUCCAGCUGCUCGCUCUCCGCCUCGGCGUCGCCACCGGCCGCCACCUCGCCGAGAUUUGCAGGCAGGAGUAUCCUUUUUGGGCCGGCCUCAUGCUGUGGUUCAUGGCGGAGCUGGCGCUCAUCGCUGCCGAUAUUCAAGAGGUCAUCGGCAGCGCCAUUGCCAUCAAGAUUCUCAGCAAUGGCUUCUUUCCUCUCUGGGCUGGUGUCAUCAUAACUGCUUCUGAUUGUUUCAUCUUCUUAUUCCUUGAGAACUACGGAAUCAGAAAGCUGGAAGCCUUUUUCGGAGUUCUUAUCACAAGCAUGGCCAUCUCUUUCGCAUGGAUGUUUGUGGAUGCAAAACCCGGCGGCAAAGAACUCUUAGACGGAAUACUGGUACCUAGGCUUAAUGCAGAGACAAUUCCGAAAGCAGUGGGAGUGAUAGGGUGCGUGAUAACUCCAUACAACGUGUUCCUCUACUCCGCCCUAGUCCAGUCCAGAAAAAUCGACCUAAAGAAGAAAGGGAGAGUUCAAGAGGCUCUCAACUACUACACCAUCGAGUCAUUCGUCGCCGUCUUCAUCUCCUUCUUCAUCAACCUCUUUGUCACGGCCGUCUUCGCCAAGGGCUUCUAUGGGACCCCGCUGGCCCACAAUCUCGGCCUCGUCAACGCCGGCGAUUAUCUGGAGCGCAGAUACGGCGGCGGCCUGCUGCCCAUCCUCUACAUUUGGGGGAUAGGGCUGCUGGCGGCUGGGCAGAGCAGCACCAUCACGGGCACCUACGCCGGCCAGUUCAUCAUGGGCGGCUUCCUGGACCUCCCCAUCAAGAAGUGGCUGAGAUCGGUGAUCACCAGGAGCUGCGCCAUCCUGCCCACGGUGCUCGUGGCGGUGCUGUUCAAUAGAUCGGAGGAGCUGUUUGAUGAGCUCAAUGAAUGGCUCAAUGUGCUUCAGGCCUUGCAGAUUCCGUUUGCGGUCAUUCCGCUGCUGCAUUUAGUCUCCGAUGAGCACAUUAUGGGGAGCUUUGUUGUUGGAACUACUAUUGAGAGGAUAUCAUGGUGCGUGGCUGGAAUCGUGAUAGCCAUAAAUGGAUAUGUAUUGGUAGACUUUUUCAUAUCACAAGUUCAUGGCUUCAUGUAUGGAACGCUGGUGUGUUUGGUAGCAGCUUCUUACACAGCUUUCCUUUUCUAUCUCAUUUUACGCCGCACUCUCCUCAUCACACCACGCUUUCAUGGGUUUCAUUUCUUACCUCAAUAAUUAAACCAAUAACUUCAACUCUAACACCAGAUUACAUAUAUGUAUAUUAAUUAAUUGCCGAUUCAUGCAUUCUAUUAUUAUACACUACAGUGUUUUCUUCGUCAACUAGUUUAUGUAAAUUUUAUAUAUGAUUUGAUUAGUAUACUUUGUAAGAUGUGUUGUAUGUGUAACUGGUAGUGCAUAUCAAAAUCUCUUGAUGUAAUUAAUUAAUUCCUUUAUUUUGAAUGA